Arabidopsis lyrata subsp. lyrata is the source of this 862-nucleotide messenger RNA. RefSeq lists its product as uncharacterized. The transcript is spliced from 3 exons. The record is from RefSeq and is a predicted model, not a curated record. Gene Ontology annotation, cellular component: peroxisome. Lineage: Eukaryota; Viridiplantae; Streptophyta; Magnoliopsida; Brassicales; Brassicaceae. The coding region runs from base 76 to 468 and encodes 130 amino acids. Gene Ontology annotation, biological process: regulation of gene expression.
AACAGAAAUUUCAAUUUCUUUAGAUCUAACCCUAGAAUUCACAAAGUUACUGAUCCGCCGUCCUCCGACGAAUCUAUGUCUGAUCCGCGGUUCUCCGACGAAGAAAUGUUUUAUCCGGAGGCAACUAUCUAUUGUGAUCCGCGGUUACCUGACGGUAGUAUAUAUGGACCGAACUUCGAUUCAUACAUGGAUGCUAAGACAUGUGUCUUUUGGGACGUCGACGAUUACCCAAUCCCUAAUGGUUCCGAUCCUGUUUCGCUGGGGCAGAAAAUCAAAUCAGUUCUCUUGGCUGCGAAUUAUCGUGGGGAAGUCUCAAUGAUACGUUGUCGGAUGAAUUGCGAAGUCAAUACUUGGUCGCCGGAAUCACAGUCGAUCUCAUGCCCCAAGGGGAUGAAUACGCUAGGAGUUCUUCCCUGUUUGUGGACGCUUACCUGUGGGCACUGGAUAAUCCUGCACCAGCAAAUAUGAUUGUACUCUCAAAAAAGGUGUUCGAUACGGUAGAAAGGAGAAAUGCUCUGAGUAUAUUUCAAACUUUUUACAGGGUAGGUUUUGCUGUUGUUUUAUCCGAUACUGACUUGAGCUGGCUACCUCUUGACACGGAUUGGCUACCUCCUCUAGCAAGGUCAACCUUGUUUUUGACGGGCCUCUUUGAUGAUAAGAAGCGGAAGAGAGAGGAUACUCUUACCAUGGCUUCUUCUGAAACAAAAUGAACAAGGUGAGAGAGAAUGAAGAGGCCAUAUCAAAUGCUGAUUCUAUGGACUAAUUUUUCUAGGGUAAACAUACACAUGAAGUAUCUUGGGAAGCUGAAGCGUUUGUAUUUGAUGAGUUGGAACGUGUUUAUGUUUAAAUGGAUUUAAGCUUU